GGCCCCUGCAUGCCAACGUGUGUCGCGGAUCGCAUGUUAGACCAUGAUGGCGCUGCCAAAGGUGCGGGAGCGAAUCCCCGUGGGCGCCAUGGGUUUGCGAGGAUUUUUUGUGCGAGGUGCAGAUACGCGUGUUUUAUAUUUAAACAUUGAGUUGGAGAUCCUUACUCCUGACGGGACGAUUUGCUCGCUUGAUUCAUUACUUACAUACUCUUGCUUCUGUCAUUCCUUCCCUCUCUUUAUUUCUUAUUCCCAGUCUCUACAAAAUACUCCAUCAUCUCUACACACUCGCUAGCAUUGACCAUAUACUGUCCUUUCAAAAGCAUUACUCUCAACUGCUGGACGGUUGCUUACUCUAAACCUGAGACUCACCGACACCAUGGCUGCGUCCAACGCUUCGACUACGAAGACGCUUCGGCCAGAUAACAUCGAAAUACCACCUUCGACAAGCGGUUCAGCCAAGCCAAACGAGGAGUUUGACGGACCAAUAUCACCGCGGUCAUGGCGACACCGUACUGUUACAUACCAAGUCCCCUCACGAAGGCAGACUAAUGGUAGCUUGGAUGCUGAGGACUACUUUGUUGGUCCUCGCGACUUGUCCAAGCACAGCAAAUGGCCGUACUUUAUGCGAAUGCACGGUUCCGUCUUUCCCAAGAUGAUAAUACCACUCACAGUAGUGACUCUGUGGUCUACCUUGAUUACAUGCGUCUCGCAGUUCAUUUUUGAGCUUAAAGUCAGCACACUCCUUCUGACCGUGCUCGGUUUCGUCGUCGGUCUUGCUAUUUCCUUCCGAACAAGCACUGCGUAUGAGCGAUACACCGAGGGCCGAAAAUACUGGAGUCAGUUGAUCUUCGUCAGUCAGAAUAUGGCACGAACAAUCUGGUACCACACUGCUGAGCGCGAAGGCGAACUUGGAAAGGAGGACCUGCUCAACAAGCUCUCUGCGCUCAACCUGCUUAACGCCUUUGCCUGCUCUGUAAAGCACAGGCUCCGCUUCGAGCCUGGUAUCGACUACCCUGAUCUUCGCGACCGCAUCGAAUACCUGGAUACUUUUGCCCGCGCUGCUGACCUCGAAAUUCCCAAGCCGGGCGACAAGAAGAAGAUCAAGGCCGUUGGCGAAUACCUUGGUGUUACAUUCGCCGAGUCCAACCCCCGCAAGAGGAUUAAGCGUUCCAAGAAGCCUCUUGGUAACUUGUCUCUUGAGAUUCUGAACCACCUUUCCUGCUACGUCCACAGCAUCAUCGACAAUGAAACGCUCAAAGUCGGUCUCUACCAGAACCAAGCUAUCACCGGUGUUGUACAGCUGAACGAGGCCCUUACUGGUAUGGACCGUGUCCUGCAAACUCCUCUACCUAUCGCCUACUCUAUCGCCAUCUCGCAAAUCACAUGGGUUUACGUUAUGAUGUUGCCUUUCCAACUUUGGGAUGACCUCCGCUGGAUCACUAUCCCAGGUUGUAUCUUCGCUGCCUACAUUAUCAUCGGUCUCUCAGCCAUUGGCCGCGAAAUUGAAAACCCCUUCGGACACGACGUCAACGAUCUACCCCUCGAGGCCUACUGUGAAGAGCUCGAGAUGGACAUUGACACCAUCACCGCCCAGCCCGCUCCUACCGCCCGUGAGUUCAUGCGUCGCGACGGUAACAUGCCCAUCUGGCCCCUCAGCCAAAAGAACUACACGUCCUGGGCCGGAAGGAGUAAGCAGGAUAUCCGUGAUGCGUUGAUGACCAAGACCAAGGCGGAUAUGGCUAUCAGGAAGAGCUUUGCUGUUCCGAGGGAGAGCGAGAGUGAGGAAAAGGAACAUCAUGGAUUGCAACAACAGCAUGAUGCGUAGUUGGUGAGAUUGUUACUGGAACUUUUUAGAAGCGUCAGGCGCUAGACAGGUGUUUAUGGGUGUGACAUUUUUACCUUUCCACCCAAGGUGUGAUUUUUUACUUUUACUACCAAAAGGGGUUAUAUCCCACAUAGCGAGGGGUCUUUUACGUGGCAAUACUAGCCUUUAUUAUACUGCAUCUUCGGUGUCAUUC
Messenger RNA from Alternaria alternata, 2018 nucleotides. RefSeq names its product UPF0187-domain-containing protein. NCBI's taxonomy places the organism in Eukaryota, Fungi, Ascomycota, Dothideomycetes, Pleosporales, Pleosporaceae. The transcript is spliced from 3 exons. Gene Ontology annotation, molecular function: chloride channel activity. The coding region runs from base 377 to 1825 and encodes 482 amino acids. The record is from RefSeq and is a predicted model, not a curated record.